This is a messenger RNA of Rhinichthys klamathensis goyatoka, 1507 nucleotides long. It is a transcript of the gene ccdc51, whose product is annotated as coiled-coil domain containing 51. Bases 124 to 1389 code for a protein of 421 amino acids. NCBI's taxonomy places the organism in Eukaryota, Metazoa, Chordata, Actinopteri, Cypriniformes, Leuciscidae. The record is from RefSeq and is a predicted model, not a curated record. The transcript has 4 exons.
GUUCAAAAGAACACCAGCUACUGCCUGAAAGAAAUGCGCUCAUGCAGCAAGAUGACAUUUCAGGAAAUUUGACAGGAGGUAUUAUAUUUGACGUGUGUAAUAUCCCACAUAUGAGGCUCUUCAAUGAGGUUCAGAGGGAAAACUGUGUUUUCGAGCAGCUACGUCUCCACAUGUCUCUACCGACACCAGCUGUCUGUCCCGGUCCAGUGGAACCUCCACAGAACUUAUUGCACACAGCAACAAAGCCCGAAAGAUGAGCCGAAUAAAAUGACGUCUGUGAAAGAGCGCACAGCAUCUGCGUUGACGUAUGCUGGAGAUCUGGGGAAACAAUGGGGCCGAAAUUUGGUGAAAACCACUACAGUGACCGUCAACUACUGGUGGGAGCGCUAUGAAGAGUUUGUCGGGCUUAAUGAAGUCCGAGAUGCUCAGUCUAAUGUCACAGAGGCUGAAAAGGCCUUCAUGAUCGCCAGAGGAAUCGUCAGAGAAGCGCACACCAGCCUGGAGGCUCUACAGGUCCGGCUGAAGGAAGUGAGGGACCGUUUGGACCGCGUGUCUCGUGAAGAGGCACAUUACUUGGAGUUAGCCACUCUCGAACACAAGCUACUGCAGGAAGAACGGCGCUUCAGAACGGCGUAUGAGAACGCAGAAGGCGCCGAGCGAGAGAAGUUCGCGCUCUUCUCGGCUGCGGUCCGAGCAAGCCACGAAAAAGAAAGGACCAGGGCCGAACGUACCAAAAACUGGUCCGUGAUUGGUUCGGUGUUGGGCGCCGUCAUUGGUGUGAUGGGCUCCACUUAUAUAAAUCGGGUACGUUUGCAGGAACUCAAGAGCUUGUUGCUGGAGGCCCAGAAGGGGCCGGUGAGUCUUCAGGAAGCCAUUAAGGUCCAGGCCAGCAUGCAUAAAAUGCAACAAGACGAACUCAGCAACCUCAUCGACUCCCUCAGGGUGAGUGCGAAAGGAGGCGUGGAAGAUACGAAAACAGUCAAGCAAACAUUCGUCCCGCCAGCGACUGCCAUCGUCCCAUCCUCAGCAUCCAGUGCCUCAGAAGAAGCGCUUCAAGAGAUUCUCCAACACAGCCAACGAGCCCGAGGGCUCAUGGAGAGCCUGAAGCCACAGCUGGAGCAGCUGGAGGAGGGCGUCGGGAAGGUCGGGACGGAGAUACAAGCGGUGAAGACCACCCUGCAGUCUCGGCCCUUGGAGAGGCCGGUCAUUCAAACACGAGACACUCAGCUGUUUGUCUGCGACACAGAGAUAGUCGUUCAAGGCCUCGGUCACACUGAGAAAAGACUGGAGGCGCACAUCAACAAAACGAGUCUGUACAAUACAGUCCUGACCUGUGCCGCGUUCGCUGUGACUGUGCCAGUUCUGUACAUUAUGUUGAGAGGUACUUGAAAAGUGUGCAGGCAAUGUGCAGGCACUUUAGGGGCCAACACACUAUGAUAAUAAUGUAACUAAAGAGUACAAUUAUUGCUCACGGUUGUGAAAGAUUAAAUAUUGUCAAUACUAAAAA